CCCGCCCCCGGCCCCGCGCCGGGGAGCGGAGGAGAGUAAAUACAACAGGAGCGCAAAAUGGCGGAACCGCCGAGCCCAGCGCGCGGCGUCGCCGCCGCCGCCGCCGUCUCGGAGAAAGAGCAGUAUGGCAAGCCGCAGUCCUCCUGCCGGGACCCGCCGGCUUCUCUGUCCGCCAAGAAGGUCCGGGCCGAGGAGAAGAAGGCGCCGCGGAGAGUGAACGGAGAAGGGGGCAGCGGCGGGAACAGCAGGCAGCUGCAGCCGCCGGCGGCACCUUCGCCCCAGAGCUAUGGCUGCCCCGCGUCUUGGAGCUUCGCCGCCCUGUCUGCUGCUCCCUCCGCGUCCUCUUCUCGGAGCACUUGCUCCUUCUCCGCUGGCGAGGCCGUGCCCUCGUCAGCCUCCGCUUCCUUGUCUGCGCCGGUGCCGCGCAAACUGCUGGUCCCUCCUACGCUGCUGCACGCCCAGCCUCCCCGUCUCCUGCUCCGGAGGGGGCGGGAAGCGUCCGGAUUUCAGCAGGCGAUUUGGCAGUCCCCGAGAGGACAGGAAAUGGAGCCUCCUCCAACACCAGAAAAUCCUGUCAAAAAAGGGGUGUGGAGAGCACUGGCGUCAGCUGGAAGCUACCAGAGGCCUGAACGUUUCAUCCCUAUUAGGGAAAUGAGCAUAUGCCGCCUCCUGCCACAGCAGGGCACGGUCACCAGCUCGCUCAGGAAGCCCCAGCAGCCAAGGCAGCUGAGGAUGCCGCCGGUGCCUAUGCCCAUGGCCGCAGCGGGGGCUGCGUUCCAGCAGGCGGAGCCGGUAGUUGAACACCAGGUAGUCCACCAGGGUGCCGAGGCACUUGGGCCUGGCUGGGGCCCCGCAGCGCUGCCUUCAGGUGGCUGCCCAGCGCCAGCGGCUCACCGCGGCGGAGCAGCAGCUCCCAGCACUCUGACUCUGCAGCUGCGCGCUCCAGCCGGUCGCCGCCCACUUCCCAGAACCGGCCUCGGCUCCGCGACAUGGGCGCCGUUUCCCGACUCCCUCCAGGGGAGGUCCUCGCCGUGGCUGGAGACGUUAUGGCCCUCGGAGGGCUGCUCUGCCGCCGCCGCCUGCCGCCACGGUCCCGGAGCCUCUGGGACACGCAGCUCCGCACGCGGGCUGAGAGCAGGGGGGGGAGGGGUGGCGCUGUACUGUCGCCCCAACAAACACAACCAACAAGACGAAAAGGGAAAACGACAAGAGACAGACAGUAGCGGCCGCGAAAACAAAUCUGAAAAUAAAAUCAAAGACAAAAUUAAAGAGAGAGACAAAGAGAAAGAAAAAAAGAAACAUAAAGUAAUGAAUGAGAUUAAGAAAGAGAAUGGAGAAGUCAAGAUUUUGCUGAAAAGUGGGAAGGAGAAACCAAAAACAAAUGUAGAAGACUUACAAAUUAAAAAGGUAAAGAAGAAAAAGAAAAAGAAACACAAAGAGAAUGAAAAACGGAAGCGUCCAAAAAUGUAUAGCAAAUCUAUUCAGACCAUCUGCUCAGGAUUGCUAUCUGAUGUUGAAGAUCAAGAAGCCAAAGGCAUCCUAAAUGAUAACAUAAAGGAUUACAGUGGAAAGAAUUUGGAUACAAAGAACUAUGAUUCCAAAAUUCCAGAUAACAGUGAGUUUCCAUUUGUCUCAUUAAAGGAGCCACGAGUUCAGAAUAACCUCAGAAGGUUGGACACUUUGGAAUUCAAACAGCUCAUUCAUAUUGAGCAUCAGCCUAAUGGAGGUGCAUCAGUUAUCCAUGCCUACAGUAAUGAACUCUCCCACCUGUCUCCUAUGGAGAUGGAGAGGUUUGCAGAAGAGUUUGUGGGUCUAGUGUUCAGUGAAAACGAAAACUCUGCCGCUUUCUAUGUAAUGGGUAUUGUUCAUGGGGCAGCUACUUAUUUACCUGACUUUUUAGAGUACUUUUCAUUUAAUUUUCCCAAUUCACCAGUGAAAAUGGAGAUAUUGGGAAAGAAAGAUAUAGAGACAACGACUAUGUCCAAUUUUCAUGCUCAGGUAAAAAGAACGUAUUCUCAUGGUACUUACAGAGCUGGCCCAAUGCGACAAAUAAGCCUGGUGGGAGCAGUUGAUGAAGAAGUGGGAGAUUAUUUCCCUGAGUUCCUUGACAUGUUGGAAGAUUCACCAUUUUUAAAAUGUACACUGCCAUGGGGGACACUUUCUAGUCUAAAAUUAGAGAGUCGAAAAGAUAGUGAUGAUGGUCCCAUUAUGUGGGUACGUCCAGGAGAACAAAUGAUCCCUGUGGCUGAUAUGCCAAAGUCCCCUUUUAAAAGGAAAAGAACUACCAAUGAAAUAAAAAACCUUCAGUACCUACCUCGAACUAGUGAGCCCCGGGAGAUGCUGUUUGAAGACAGGACAAGAGCUCAUGCAGAUCAUAUAGGACAAGGUUUUGAACGACAGACUACAGCUGCUGUUGGAGUGCUGAAGGCUGUGCACUGUGGAGAGUGGCCUAAUCAACCCCGAAUAACCAAAGAUGUAAUAUGUUUUCAUGCUGAAGAUUUCUUAGAAGUAGUUCAACGAAUGCAGUUAGAUUUACAUGAACCUCCACUAUCCCAGUGUGUCCAAUGGGUCGAUGAUGCAAAACUUAAUCAACUGAGGAGGGAAGGCAUUCGCUAUGCCAGGAUUCAGCUGUAUGAUAAUGACAUUUAUUUUAUUCCAAGGAAUGUUGUUCAUCAGUUCAAGACAGUUUCAGCUGUGUGCAGUUUAGCAUGGCAUGUUCGGCUCAAAUUGUAUCACUCAGAGGAGGACACUUCUCAGAAUACAGCUACUCAUGAAACAGACACAUCAACAAAUUCCACAUCAUCAGUUCUUGGACAGCACACUGACAACAUGAUUUGUGCUGUAAGCAAAGGCUCCUUGGAUUCUGUUUUUUCAAACAAACUUCAUUCUAAGUAUGCAUUACAGCAGAUUAAACAUGAACCUAUUGCGUCUCUAAGAAUCAAGGAAGAACCUGUGAAUGUUAAUAUUCCUGAAAAGACUAGAGCGCUGAAUAAUAUGGAUGGCAAGAAUGUUAAAGCAAAGUUGGAUCAUGUUCAAUUUACAGAAUUUAAGAUAGACGUGGAUUCUAAAUUUGAAAACAGCAACAAAGAUUUAAAGGAAGAAUUGUGUCCUGGAAGUCUCAUAAGUCUAGUUGAUACAAGGCAACAUAGUUCAGCACAUUCAAAUCAAGAUAGAAAAGAAGAUGACAUUUUGUGUUGAUCAAAUGUAUAUAUCAUUUAAAAUUCUUCAAAAAUAAUUUAAUAAUGUAAUAAAGAUUCAUGAAUUCUGAAAGCAAGCCAAGGACUUGCUCCCAAGUCUGUUACAAAAUAUAGUUUAUGUAGCUUUGUAACAUUCCUCAGUGCCUGUCCAUAACUGUGAAGUAUCAAGCACUUAGGGCCAGAUGCACUGUAAACAUUGCAGGUUGAAAUAUAAAGGAGUCUUUAAAAAAUCAUUUGAGUUGGAGUUGUAGGUUUUAGAAUAGAGCUGACAUUAACAUAUAUAUAUAAAAUUUUUUUUUUUUUUUUUUUGUAAUAUGAGCCAGAAUUCUUUUUUGACAACUUAAGGCUUUUCCAUAGAGCUUAUUUAUACCAAUUUUUCCCCCACUUUAAAUGUGUCAGCACUAUAGUGUAAAUAGCUUUUAAAAAAUAUUUUUAGUGUGAUUUAUACUGAAAUGUGAGCCACUUAAUAAAGGUUCAUAGUAAUAAAUAUGUUUUCUGUUGGGUCUG
Carlito syrichta (Philippine tarsier) is the source of this 3704-nucleotide messenger RNA. It is a transcript of the gene RSBN1L, whose product is annotated as round spermatid basic protein 1 like. The transcript is spliced from 12 exons. The coding region runs from base 58 to 3198 and encodes 1046 amino acids. The record is from RefSeq and is a predicted model, not a curated record. Gene Ontology annotation, cellular component: nucleus. NCBI's taxonomy places the organism in Eukaryota, Metazoa, Chordata, Mammalia, Primates, Tarsiidae.